Protopterus annectens (West African lungfish) is the source of this 447-nucleotide messenger RNA. RefSeq names its product cytochrome c oxidase subunit 4 isoform 1, mitochondrial-like. Bases 13 to 432 code for a protein of 139 amino acids. The transcript has 3 exons. NCBI's taxonomy places the organism in Eukaryota, Metazoa, Chordata, Ceratodontiformes, Protopteridae. The record is from RefSeq and is a predicted model, not a curated record. Gene Ontology annotation, biological process: mitochondrial electron transport, cytochrome c to oxygen.
UACAGCUCUCCCAUGAUGCUUGGUUACAUUUUUUCCUAUCUCAGUAAGAGUCUGACAGCAAGUUUAAGCAGGAGGACUGUGACGUGUGGCCCUGUUCUCAGACACACAGAAGAAAAGGCAGGCUGCAGGGGAAAUCAGCAGAGCCCUGGUUUAUUUUCAUCUGUAACGAUGUUAGCCUUGCCAGCAUUUCGUAUUGGACACUUCCUGGCCAAAAGGGGCCUUCCUGCUUUUGCCAGCAUUCGAACUGCACAUGGACAUGAAAUCGCUAAACAGGAAGAUAUGUCUGUGCCAAAGUAUAUAGACCGCCAGGAUACACCACUGCCUGACGUCCCUUAUCAGCAAGAACUCAACAGUGAGCAAAGGGCUCUGAAAGUAAAGGAGAGGGGAUCUUGGAAGGACCUUACAAACGAGGAGAAACUAGCUAGUAAGUAGCUUAAAAUGUCAACA